UUGAUAUGUAAAUUUAAAGGCAUUGAAAUCAUAUUUUUUGUUUCAUCGAAAAUGGUUAAAUUAAACGUACUUAAAAGCCAAAUUGCAUGUGAAAUCACUCAAAAGGACGAGCUUCAAAAAAAUUUAAUUGUGCAAAUAUUGUGUUCCAAACGUUUGUUAAGUGAUCAUUUGGAGAAUUUAGAGGAAGUUGUUAAUGAUUUUAUUGUCGAAGAGACAACAAAGUCAAAUUAUUUUACUUUUUUGUCAACAUCCAGCGCUGUUCUAUCUUCAUAUGGCAUUUUUCACUAUCUCAACAACAAUAUUCGCUACUUGAUUCCAUGUCUUACCGGCGCAAUUCCUAUCAUAUAUUUGCAUAAACAGAUGAACAUAAAACAACGUAUAUUUUAUGAAACUCAGAUGAAAGAUUUUAUCAAAUCUUUGGAUGACUUUGAGUUCUCCGUAAAAAAAGCAACAAACUAUAUCAAUGAUGCUCAGUUUUUAAAGGCACAGGCAGAUAAUUUGAAACGGGUUAAUAAGAGUCUAAAUAUUACAAUUGAUAUUUUAAACCUUACAAAACGUGUGGUUCGAGCUUUAUACUGCUUCCUCAAAUAUCUCGAAUAUUGCUACAAGAUUGAUGAUAAAUAUCAUUAUUUCUACCAAGAUAUUGAUGAUGUUGACAAUUGCAAAUUAUUGACUACAGAUUUUGAAGAAGAAGAAAAUGAUCCUCAUACUUUGCUCAAGAACAUGUUUGGCUUAUUUGCUUAUGUUCAAAGUCAUUUGUUGCUGCGCAUUGGAUUUAUUUUUGCAACAAAUCUUCAGGAAGGUAAAUUUAUUAUAGCAAAGAAACUCUGUGAUAUUACUAGCAAGAUUAAGCACCAAACGACUCUUCUUCCAAGUUUUCUUUUAUUGCAAAAGGAAGAAUCUGAUUUACAAAAUAAUAUCCAGAAAUUGGUUGACACUGAAAUGAACAAGGCUAUAUCAAAAGAACUAGUACACAUUCGAUCAUCUACAGUUGAUUUUACAUUGAAAGUUUUAUCAUUGGUUUUAAACUUGAAAGACUAUCAGGAAAUGUUGAUUCAAUUAACAAACAAUUAUCAAAACUCGAAUAAGGCUGAAAUGGAUGAUGUGAUGAAGUUAUUAGAAGCAAUUGGCUCUAAAUUAUCAGAUUGCUCGGAUGAACAGAAUCGCAUGUUGAUUUUGAUGAAGAAGUAUUUGAAUAAAGAUACUGAAGAAGUCAAAAUUAUCGCAAAGGAAAUUGAAAAUGCAGAAAACGAAGAAAAGCCAUUAAAAAUUGCAGACGAAAAUCCUGAACAAAGCGAUGACUUCUUUUACGUAGAUCCCGAUAAAGAAAAUUUUGGAGAUGAUAUCGAAAAUGAAAAGGAGGAAUCUGAUGUGGCUGCUGAUGAUUUAGAAGAGGAAGACUUACAAGUUAAGAUUACUAAAAAGUGCUUUAAGCCAGUCUUGGCCCAAUUAAAGGAACGUAUUGUAACAAUCGAUGCAAACAUGAAAGUACGUGAAAAGAAAGUUCUGAAAGAGAAAGGCAUUGAAAUUAUUGAGGAACCUGAAAACAAACUGGAUCUAGCUGAUUAUGAUUCGGACGUUGAUUCUGAUUGGAAACGCCAGCAAAAGUUUGAACGCAGUCGCCAAAAGUAUGAUCAAAAUCGAGAAUUUCUGCAAGCUAAAGGUCCAAUCAAUUUACUUUCACCAGGAAAGUUCCCAGUUAUGAACAGUUUCUUAAGUUUGCAAGAAGAAAUAUUAGAAUAAUUAGGUACCUCCUAUGUAGUCAAAAGUGAUCUGCAUAUUAUUUUAUUACACAUUUGGAAAAUUGAAGCUUUAAAUUGAAAAAUAUAAAAUCGAAGUUAAUAUAAUAAAGAAAGCAUGGAAGAUUAAUUUAGAAAUAUUUAAACUUAAUUGAAAGCAUAAACUCGCUUAUUCUCUCUUUCCGGUAAGAGCAUUGCAUUUAAAAAUAUACGCAAGUGUGUAUGCACACUUUAACUGCAUAUAAAACAUUAAAGAAACGAGUUGUGAUGAAUGUUAAAUAAAAUAAUUUUUUUUUAUCUUUUAAACUAAACCAAAAUUAAGUCAUAAGAAAAAUGGAAUUGGAAAUAAAACUUGCUGCCUCGACACCCC
Messenger RNA from Chironomus riparius, 2109 nucleotides. The record is from the annotation of a GenBank genome assembly. NCBI's taxonomy places the organism in Eukaryota, Metazoa, Arthropoda, Insecta, Diptera, Chironomidae.